Oncorhynchus gorbuscha (pink salmon) is the source of this 3045-nucleotide messenger RNA. Its product is annotated as harmonin-like. The coding region runs from base 94 to 1854 and encodes 586 amino acids. The transcript has 21 exons. Gene Ontology annotation, molecular function: protein binding. Gene Ontology annotation, biological process: sensory perception of sound; inner ear receptor cell stereocilium organization; inner ear auditory receptor cell differentiation. The record is from RefSeq and is a predicted model, not a curated record. Lineage: Eukaryota; Metazoa; Chordata; Actinopteri; Salmoniformes; Salmonidae. Gene Ontology annotation, cellular component: stereocilia ankle link complex; plasma membrane; photoreceptor inner segment.
CGUUCACUGUCGGUAGCGCCACUGUCGAGAGGGUACUGUCGCUAACAGGAAGAUAGUACAUCGGUCGGUGUCAGCGUUAUUCUUUUGUCGAAAAUGGAACGAAAAGUAGCUCGAGAAUUUAGGCACAAGGUGGAGCUGCUCAUUGACAAUGAGGCUGAAAAGGAUUACCUGUACGAUGUCCUGCGGAUGUAUCACCAGUCCAUGGAGCUGCCCGUGUUGGUGGGGGACCUGAAGCUGGUCAUCAACGAGCCCAGCCGCCUGCCGCUGUUUGAUGCCAUCCGGCCCCUCAUUCCCCUCAAACACCAGGUGGAGUACGACCUGCUCACCCCCAAGAGGUCACGUAAGCUGAAGGAGGUGCGUCUGGAUCGUACUCAUCCUGAGGGUCUGGGGCUGAGCGUGAGAGGGGGCCUGGAGUUCGGCUGUGGACUCUUCAUCUCACAGAUCGUCAAGGAUGGACAGGCUGGAAACAGUGGCCUGCAGAUGGGAGAUGAGAUUGUCCGCAUCAAUGGAUACGCCAUCUCUUCCUGUAUCCACGAGGAAGUCAUCAACCUCAUCAAGACCAAGAAAAUCGUGUCGCUCAAAGUCCGGCAGGUUGGGAUGAUACCAGUGAAGAGUACCACAGCGGAGCCUCUGAAGUGGCAGUUCGUGGACCAAUUUGUGUCUGAUUCUGGGGAUAAGAAGAGCAGUGUGGCAGGCCUGGCAUCCAUGGGAGGGAAGGAGAUCAAGGAGAAGAAGGUGUUCCUGAGCCUGGUGGGCACCAAGGGCAUGGGUGUCAGCAUCUCCAGUGGCCCCACACAGAAGCCUGGCAUCUACAUCAGUAACGUCAAAUCUGGAUCCCUCGCUGCUGAAGUAGGACUGCAGAUUGGUGACCAGAUCGUGGAGGUGAACGGGGUGGAAUUCACCAAUCUGGACCACAAAGAGGCUGUAAGAGUUCUGAAGAGUAGCAGGAGUCUAACCAUCACAGUUCUCACCGGCGCAGGCAGUGAGUUGUUUAUGACAGACGAGGAGCGUCUGGCGGUGGAGGCUCGCAGGGAGCUGGACAGACGAGAGUUGAUGCACCAGAAAAGGGUUGCCCUGGAGACUAACAAGAUGGUCAAGGAGCAGCAGGAGAAAGAGAGGCAGAGAAAGAUGGAGAUUUCUCAGAAGACUGCCGAGGAAGAGGAACGCUAUCGGAAGGAGAUGGAGAAGAUCGAGGCUGCGGAGAGGAAGCACCACAGGGAGUGGGAGGAGGACUGGGCGCCUAGAGAGCAACCCAAAACCAAGAGUCCCUCGCCGGCCCCGCCUGAAAUCAACACCGCACCCCCCAAGUCCAAGAACUCUGACAUUGGAGCAAGCUCUUUUCAGGCUGACGACGACGUUGAAGAGCAGCAGGAGGAGGAGGAGGAAGUGGGGAGUGAAGGCUUUCAGAAAUACGUGGAAGACUUUGAUCCCCACUCCAUGUUCUCCUCGGAACAGAUAGCUGGGCGAGACGUGAGACUACUGAGAAUCAAAAAGGUUGGACCACUUGAUCUGGCUGUGGAGGGGGGAGUAGACUCCCCUCUGGGAAAGCUAGUGGUAUCUGCCAUUUAUGAUGGAGGCUCGGCAGACAAACAUGGUGGGAUAGUGCCAGGAGAUGAGGUGAUGGCUGUGAAUGGGAAGAUCCUGACGGACUCCUCACUGACAGAAGGACAAAACUCUCUGACCCGUGCCUGGAACAGUGGAGGGGAUUGGAUUGACCUGGUGAUAGCAGUGUCACCUCCAAAAGAGUAUGAAGAUGAGGUCCCGAAGUCAACAUCAGUCAGUCCUACUGUGAACAGAAAGGUGUUUGAAGGCAGUGCAUCAGUGUACAGACAAGGCUACCGGCUCCAGUUUUAGCCCUAACCUCUCACCCUGCACACCCCCAUCUGUGGGACGUUCUUCUGAGAGUCACCUGACCACCUGCCUGCCAAACAAGCCAUACCCACCAACCAGGAACCAUCGUUCUCAUUUCCUCUAAGUUUCUGUAUAUGUAUGUAGUAUACAGUAUGUUAGCAUGGGUAUCCAAACACAGCUGGUACUGUAGUGAAAUGUUAGCUAUAGCUGAAAAGACUGGUACCCGGACUAUAUAUUUAGAGAGUUGAGACAACUUUUGCAAUUUCAAAUAUGGUUUUAAUUCUAGACAUUCAGUUCCAUUGCAUUAUUUAAAUAUUCCUCGUGUAAUGUUAAAGUAACGGUCCAGUGUUUCCAGAUUUCUAUGAAAUAUGACCUAUAAUUACUUACAAUAUGAGUGAAAUAGUUUUCCUUCCAAAAAGUGGUAAUGUUAAAAAAACUGCUUUUCUGUGUUGGAAUAGUGUGGGCGUACCCCAACAGGUACCCCAACAGGUACCCCAACCUGUCAUUCAAAAUAUUAACGUGAGUAGAGGGCUGAUUGGCCAGCUCAUUCUCCUCAGGAGGAUGACCUCAUACUUUAUGAGGAAAUAGCAAGCAUUUUAGAAACUGUCUGUUUGAGAUACAAGUUUGUGUUUUUUCUCCAAUUUAUGCUUUGGCCACGUACAAGUACAGGAUGAGUCAACAACAUUAUUUGGGUAUGAGUAAACAGAAUAUGAACUUUAAAAAGUGAGAUGUUCACUGGACUCUAAUGGGUCGCUAACAUGGUUGCCAUAUCAUUUUGAUUUGUCAUGUAAAUGCAUCCUAAUGCAGAAAUCUCAAUGUCCCAACUAAUUACAUAGCUAUGUUCCCCAUUCUUCUCAUUCUAGUACACUACAGCAUAGGAACACAGUUGUGAAAAACUGAAAUCUGAUGCUGAGAGGCAUCGGUGUCAACAAGUUUUGAUCCUCUGAGUUUAGUUAAAUGCUAAGUGUAUCUUAAUGAGCUUCUAGUAUGCCAUAAGCCCCCUGGUUAUAGGUGAAAUUACACUCCUAAAUCUCCAAUGAAAGGUGUUUGAGCUUAUCUGUAUUCAGUUAGAGUAUGUAAUUAGCAGCAGGAGCAGCCCUGCAGGCAGGCAGGCAAGCACACUGUGAUGUAAUCAAUGUCCCUAUUUGAAAUCAAUGCUCUCUCAGAAUCAAUAAAGGUAUGUGCUUACUUUGA